ACGUUCUUUUUCUCUUGCAGCCCUGAGAAAAUCAGAUGGUGAUAGUGGGAACUCUGAUCAAGACAGCAGCAAGAUAAAGUCCAGUUGGCUGAAAGGAGAUAUCAGUGCCAGAACCAACUCGCCUGGUCUGGAUACUCAGUCACUCCCACAAAGCCCAGGAACUGACCGAGAGCUUCAGCAAUUGCCCCAUAAUGGCAACAGCACCUACCCACGAUUUCCGUAUUCCAAAUCUGCCUCUCUUCCCGACUAUGGCAAGAAUGGAUUGCACCAUGGUGCAAACAUGACGCAAUAUGACACAGACCAGGAUUCUCAUUGGGGAAGGAGAGAAUACAAGGUCUAUUCCUAUGAAACACUUAUUGUAACAAACAGAGUUCGUGUAAAACUACCAAAGGAUGUGGAUCGAACCAAGCUGGAACGGCACCUGUCCCCUGAAGAGUUCCAGGAAGUCUUCAAAAUGAGCAUUGAACAAUUCGACCGUCUUGCACUUUGGAAACGGAAUGAGCUAAAGAAAAAGGCACUGCUUUUCUAGCAUCCUACAGAAAAAAUAUGCUUGGAGAAAACGAAAUACAUUUGCCACAACUUAUCGUAUGCACUGGCUGUAGUCCAUUUGUCCAGAUUCACGGUCUGAGGUCGACACACAGGGCACUUUGCUGGAUUGGCAUGCCCCCGGUGGCUCUGUCUCCGUGACUUCCGGGCCCUUAACAAACACAAUGAGCCUAGUUUUAAGUUAAUUCUUGUUUUAACUAUUCCUUGGUGGAAACCAAUAAUUUCAAGGAGAAAGGAAUUGUUAUAGUUUUGACAGCAACAAAAAGCCACUACCACCAUUUUGUUUCCUGAGUGUACAGAAGACCCUGUGUUACCAUGAAGCAAAUGGAAUAAAGCCAAAGAAGAGCAUGCUGCACAGUCACUCUUGCAAAUGGUUGUGAGACGUAUUUUAGAAAUUAAAAACAAAAGCUAUCUAAAGCACCUUAAGUCUCAUUCUCUCACAUAUAUACAAACCACAGUUUCACAUGGGAAGUAGAAAAUGGGAAAAUACUUAUCAAAAGUUUAUUUUUGUAAGAUUAGAGUGUAAUGCACCGUGUUGGGAAUACCAUACAUGUAAGCAGUUCAACCUACAACCCAGUUUAGAUGAAGUACCUGAUUUAUAAUGCUUGAGCUUAGUAAGACAAAAUUCCCUUAAAUGUGAGUACUUCAGGAUUCACUAGAAUGUAGUCCGUGUAGAAGUUCAAUUCACAGAAGUAACUAAAUUUUUGUGUGGAAAAUGUGCAAUGCUGGUUGUGUAUUUAUAUUAAUUCUACAUUUCAUGCUGGUAAAAAAAAGAGGUGUAAGUAAUCUUGAUUCUAUACUC
Molecule: messenger RNA, 1348 nt
Organism: Gekko japonicus
Lineage: Eukaryota; Metazoa; Chordata; Lepidosauria; Squamata; Gekkonidae
Product: actin-binding LIM protein 2-like
Exons: 7
Biological process (GO): lamellipodium assembly; cytoskeleton organization
Cellular component (GO): actin cytoskeleton
Molecular function (GO): actin filament binding
Source: RefSeq, a predicted model, not a curated record